CUUUUCCAUGUCUGGAUGCUUGGCGUUAAUGUGUGCAGCUUUGACACUCACGAACACAGCAGUCACAAUCGAGGACAUGGGACCGUGAAAGUAUGGCGGAUGCCGAGGAGCCGGAGAAGAAAAGAAGGCGAAUAGAGGACAUGACUGAGAAAAUGGCUGUAGAUGGUGGACACAGGGACACUGGCUGCGACUGGGAUGGCCGGUGGAAUCAUGUGAAGAAGUUUUUGGAGAGACCCGGCCCGUUCACCCAUCCUGACUUUGAGCCAAGCACUGAGUCUCUACAGUUCUUGUUGGAGACAUGCAAGAUUCUGGUCAUUGGCGCAGGAGGACUUGGAUGUGAACUCCUCAAAAAUCUGGCUCUGUCUGGGUUUCGCCUUAUUCACGUGGUUGACAUGGACACAAUUGAUGUGUCCAACCUGAACAGGCAGUUUCUUUUCAGACCCAAAGAUGUUGGACGACCAAAGGCAGAAGUGGCCGCCGACUUCGUCAAUAGUCGUAUCCCUGGGUGUAAAGUUGUUCCUCACUUCAAGAAGAUCCAAGACUUUGAUGAGUCUUUCUACAGACAGUUCCACAUCAUAGUCUGUGGACUGGACUCCAUCAUUGCCAGACGCUGGAUGAAUGGGAUGCUGAUAUCCCUCCUGAGCUAUGAAGACGGAGUCCUGGAUCCCAGCUCCAUCAUCCCCCUCAUCGAUGGAGGAACAGAGGGCUUCAAAGGAAACGCUCGUGUCAUUCUACCCGGCAUGACUGCUUGCAUCGACUGCACAUUGGAGCUGUACCCCCCACAGAUUAAUUUUCCCAUGUGCACCAUUGCAUCGAUGCCAAGGCUACCUGAACAUUGCAUUGAAUAUGCCAGGAUCUUACAGUGGCCCAAAGAAAAGCCUUUUGGAGAUACCAGCUUAGAUGGAGACAAUCCUGAGCACAUCCAGUGGGUGUUUGAAAGAGCCCAAGAAAGAGCUGCAGAGUUUAACAUAACAGGAGUGACGUACAGACUCACUCAAGGAGUUGUGAAGAGAAUCAUCCCUGCAGUGGCAUCAACUAACGCUGUGAUUGCGGCUGCCUGUGCAACAGAAGUUUUUAAAAUUGCUACAAGUGCGUAUAUUCCUUUAAAUAAUUACCUGGUCUUUAAUGACGUGGAGGGACUGUACACCUACACUUUUGAAGCUGAACGAAAGGAAAAUUGUUCAGCUUGCAGCCAGGUGCCUCAGGAUCUCCAGUUCCCUCCUUCCGCCAAAUUACAGGAGGUUUUAGAGUACCUCACGGAGAACGCAGCUCUACAAAUGAAAUCCCCAGCCAUAACCACAACUCUGGAGGGGAAGAACAAGACGCUCUAUUUGCAGUCGGUUAAAUCCAUUGAGGAACGAACCAGGCCAAACCUCUGCAAGACUUUGAAAGAGCUGGGCUUGUCAGAUGGACAGGAACUGGCUGUGGCCGACGUCACCACACCCCAGACGGUUCUCUUCAAGCUGAAUUUCACCACCUGAACAUUGAUGACACUGCACAGCACUGAUGUUUGGUUGCCUGCAUCUGAAUGCAAACUGGGUCGUUGAGCUAGCACAUUUGAUAUGAUGUAAAUAUGAGUGAGAUCUCCGACAGGAUUGGUUAUUAUGGAGUCAUUUAACAACAUUGGUUUUUUUUGUUGUUGUUGUUUUGUUUUUUUCUAUUGGUAAUGUUUACUUUUUUGUGGGGGUUUUUUUUCUGUGUUGACUUAUAUUGUAGCUGUUUUUCUGUCAAUCAAAUGCAAUUAAUUAUGUGCACUGUGCUCUAAUAAAGUUUUGUUAUCAUGUUUAGAGAGGAAGACUGA
Messenger RNA from Scatophagus argus, 1801 nucleotides. Its product is annotated as NEDD8-activating enzyme E1 catalytic subunit-like. Gene Ontology annotation, cellular component: nucleus; cytoplasm. Gene Ontology annotation, molecular function: NEDD8 activating enzyme activity. Lineage: Eukaryota; Metazoa; Chordata; Actinopteri; Scatophagidae. Gene Ontology annotation, biological process: protein neddylation. The record is from RefSeq and is a predicted model, not a curated record. The transcript is spliced from 18 exons. Bases 93 to 1481 code for a protein of 462 amino acids.